Molecule: messenger RNA, 3838 nt
Organism: Microtus oregoni (creeping vole)
Lineage: Eukaryota; Metazoa; Chordata; Mammalia; Rodentia; Cricetidae
Gene: Znf496
Product: zinc finger protein 496
Exons: 11
Coding region: 507-2267 (586 amino acids)
Biological process (GO): regulation of transcription by RNA polymerase II
Molecular function (GO): DNA-binding transcription factor activity, RNA polymerase II-specific; RNA polymerase II cis-regulatory region sequence-specific DNA binding
Source: RefSeq, a predicted model, not a curated record
AAGCGAACCAUUGAGAUGAGGAGACCUCCUCGGUCCUAGAGCGGUGCAGGAAGUGUCCCAGGGGAGGGAGCCGGAGGGCUCCGGCCUUUCCUUUCCGCGGCGGCCCGGCCUGCGCGGCCCGCCAACCGGGACGCUGCUCAGCGGCGUCUCCCUUCGCUCCCAAGCCCAGCUGAAGCUUUCUAAAUGAUCCCGAGACAGGGUUUGCUGCCCAGGGACGUAGUCUGGCCCCUGCAGAGGAGCCGCCUCGGCCAAGACACCAGGGAGACCGGGCUGGAAGUUUAAUUUGUGAAGAUCUCAAGAACAAAGACAGUGACUUUGGUGCCAAAGCUUCAAGAUUGUGGCUUGCUGGGGCUAUAUCCUCCAAGAAGACCUGUCCCCUAAAGAUUUCCUGCCUUCACUGCCACCUCUUAGGGGAACCUACAUGGAGUGAUGCUCAUGGGAAGAGCCAUCUUUCUUUCUGCCCCCAUGUGGCCGUCUUCUGCCGCUGACCCCCAUCAAAUCCCAUCAUGCCCACAGCCCUGUGCCCACGAGUCUUGGCUCCAAAGGAAAGUGAGGAGCCCAGGAAAAUGCGGAGUCCUCCUGGAGAGAACCCCAGCCCUCAGGGCGAGCCUCCCAGCCCAGAGUCUUCUCGCCGCCUCUUCCGCCGGUUCCGCUACCAGGAGGCAGCAGGCCCACGGGAGGCCCUGGAGCGCCUCUGGGAACUGUGCCGGGGCUGGCUGCGGCUUGAAAGGCACACGAAGGAGCAGAUCCUGGAGCUACUGGUGCUGGAGCAGUUCCUGGCCAUCCUGCCAUGGGAGAUCCAGAGUUGGGUGCGUGCCCAGGAGCCGGAGAGUGGAGAGCAGGCUGUGGCUGCAGUAGAGGCUCUGGAACGGGAGCCAGGGAGACCCUGGCAGUGGCUCAAGCACUGUGAAGACCCGGUUGUGAUUGACGAUGGCGAUGUGCCUGGACCUCAGGACCUUGAGCAAGAGCGAGUGUCAGCGGAGUCCCAGAGCAACCCUGACGCCCAACCUGUGGCCCUUGCACAGGGCCUAGGGCUCCUCAACAGACCACCAGGCCAGCCCACUGAGGACCCAGUUCCGCAAGAUGGUUUCCUUGUUCAGGAGCAGAGUGUCAGGGACGCCCAGCCGGUGACCACCUGCCCAGCGGUGACCACCUGCCAGCUGCCCCCGAACCGAGUUUCUCCAUUUAAGGAUAUGAUCUUAUGCUUCUCAGAAGAGGACUGGUCCCUUCUGGACCCAGCGCAGACUGGUUUCUACGGAGAAUUCAUCAUUGGGGAAGACUACGGGGUCUCCAUGCCUCCAAACGACCCUGCAGCUCAGCCAGACCUCUCACCUGAAGAGAACGGGCCACGGAUCAUAGAGAUGCCAGCCCUCCAGGGUAAAGAUGCGCCCCAGGUGUCCUGCCUAGACCUUCCCAGUCUCCAGCCAUUCCAAGAAGAAGGAAGGAAAUGGGAGGAACUGCAGGUGCCAGAGCUCCAGUCCUGCCAGCAGGUGGCGCUCACUCAGAGUCCUUGUCCAGGAGGUGAUCCACCACCCCUAAAGAAUAGCCUGGACCAGGAGGUGACCAUUGAGAUCGUGCUGUCCAGUUCUGGGGAUGAGGACUCCCAACACAGCCCAUACUGCACAGAGGAGCUGAGGAGCCCUGCAGAAAAGCCCCAUAGUCUCUCGACCCACCGCAACAGCACGGAGGCUGGAGGCGAGGUGCAAACCUCACAAAAGUCUUAUGUGUGUCCGAACUGUGGGAAGAUCUUCCGCUGGAGGGUCAACUUUAUCCGCCACCUGCGCAGCCGCAGGGAGCAGAAGCCACACAAAUGCUCAGUGUGUGGAGAGUUAUUCAGUAACAGCGAAGACCUGGAUGGACACCUGGAGACCCAUGAGGCCCAGAAGCCCUACAGGUGCACUGUCUGCGGAAAGAGCUUCCGCCUCAACUCACACCUGCUCUCCCACCGACGGAUCCACUUGCAUCCAGACAAACAGCCACCAGUGAAGAAGAGCGAGGAGGAUGCCUUGGAAACGGAGGGCACAGGUACCCAAGCCCUGCUGGAGAAGAGCAAGGCUAAGCUGGGCUUCCAGUGUGGGAACUGCGGGAAGGGCUUCCAGAGACACGACUAUCUGGUGAGACACCGUAGCCACUGUCACCUGAAGAGUGAGGCUCGUCCCCUCCAAUGUCGGUACUGUGUCAAAACUUUCCGGCAGAAUUACGAUCUCCUCCGCCAUGAGCGCCUGCACAUGAAGCGCCGCUCCAAGCAGGCUCUGAACUCAUACUGAGCGGGACGUGGCCCUACAAACUAGUCCCUGCCUAGCACAAAGCCUGAACCACCUGCCCUUUGCUCUCAGGUAGUGUCCGACUUCUGGUGCCAUGCCUCUUCCUCCCCAGAUAAAAAGUAGCCACCUGAGCACUCCUUCUACUGUGCCAAAACCCAGGGAGGUGAGGCAACUCUGCAUCUUAGAGACCUUUAGUCACAUGCUCCAGCCCUCAGAGGGACUGAGCUGCCCCAUCCCAUGCCUUCUAGGGGUGAGGUAUGUGCAGUGGGGAGCUGGCCUAAAGCCCUGACCCUGGUCCUGUCCUCAGAAGUCAGUUUGAGGUCAUUGUGUCUAGGAGAGUGUCCCACAGAUGGCCAGGAGGGCCUUUGGGGUCUGGGGAUUGUCAUGAGACCUGAUUUGGCCAGGCCACUGACCAUACGGGGAUCAGGAGCUCACAUUUUAAAUGUGUGCACCUGUCCCAACAUGUCUUCAUUGUGCCCCAAAGAUCCUUCAUAAAUCUGUGAUGGAAACUGCCUGUCACCACCCUGAGUCCUGCAUUCUGUCAGCCCAUCAAGGCUCUGUUGGACGAGCCAAACCCUGGGACAGAAGCUUCUGUGAAGCCGUGUCCUUCAAGGGUACCCAGUCCAAGGCAGCCUCUUUAGUUCCCUGGCACUGUUGUGACUGUACUAAACCUGAGCUCUUCUAAUACCAGCAGGGGGCAUUGUCCCAGCUGUGAGGCCUCUAAGGCCGAGAGCUGGUGUCAGCAGGGUUGGUUCUCUGGGGCUAGAAGAGGGGAUGAAUCAUCCUGGGGCUGUCGUCACUAACCCUUGUCUGUAGCCCUGGGCUGCAUACUGCACAGAGAAGAUGAGGAGCCCUGCACAAACGUCUUUGCCUUUGUCUCCACUGUGUCAGUCUCCAAACUUAACCUUUUGUACAGGAUCCCAGUUUUUGGGUUGGGGCGCUAACCCUGUCUGUUACAGCUGAACCCCACCUACAUCUGGAGUGGCCGUUUCCAAAUAAAGUCACAUCUUGAGGUGCUAGGAAUAAGGACUUCAACCCUGGAGUUUGAGUGGACAUAGCCAAACCCCAGAUGAUCUCAUGGUGCUGUUAUCCUGCCUCAGAUGAACCGAUGUGGACUUGGGGUAGCUUGCUUGCCAUCCCUUUGAAUGCCGGGCUCAGUCCGUUGUCUGCUCUCAGAGCUGCUGUCAUCUGCAAGGAAGAAUCCUCAUCCAUGGCCUUUAAGUUCAGAGCCUGGGAUUCUGGGGGUAGUUGUUGAUAGGAAACCUCAAGCAAUUGAAAAUGUGGUCUUACUGUCCUGGCCCACUGGUGUUGACCUCAGUGUGGCUAUGACUGGACCCAAGAGCUGCAGCCAGGCUGGUUCUGUAGGCUGUACCAGCUCUCAGCUGUCAGGAAGCCUGAGAAAAUGAAUUCACGGCCUCUGGUGCUCUAUGUCCUGAUUUUCACAUCAAGAAGCCUCUAUUCAGAUGCAAUCAGAGAAUUCUGAGACUUUCUUUUUCUGCUCAGUGCAUUGCCCAGAAAUAGUAAAUGCAAUAAAACCACCACACCUUGAACAAGAAAUAAACUGUCCUAGUUUC